GAUACCGCCCGGAGCAGCCGCCCGAAAUGCGCCCGCGCGGCGACUCCAGCUGCGGCCCCUCUAGAGCCGGCAGCGCUGGGCGAGGAGCGGCGGCGGCGGGCGAGUAGCGGCAGCGGUACCUCGUCCCGGGGCGCGGCUCUCGGCCGCAGCCGAGCCCUGCCGCCGCCGCCGCCGCCGCCAGCAGCAGUCGCGUAAGAUGCGCCUCCAGGCAGGCUGGGGGAUGUGCUCUUCCCCCUUCUCCUGGGGAGCCGCGCUCUCCCCAAGAGAGCCGGAGCCAUGAGUGCCGCUGGGGCUCCCCGCCGCGCCCCGCGCUACACAUCCGCGCUAAGCAGAGCGGGACUUUCCGCCUACCACCGCCGUAAAACCACGAGACACCCGCAGCCGGGAGGUGCGCAUAGGGCUGUAAAAUGGAUUUAGGAUUGAAAGACCAUAACAACAGGACAUCUACCAAGAACACCUCCGCUACUACAAAGAAUUUUUCUGCCUGGGAAGACUAUAAGAGUAGUGUUGAUGACAUACAGUACUUUCUUAUCGGGCUGUACACACUUAUAAGUCUGGCUGGCUUUAUGGGAAAUCUGCUUAUAUUAACAGCUCUACUAAAGCGUAAACAGAAGACAAUAAUAAAUAUACUCAUUGGUAACUUGGCCUUUUCUGACAUCUUGGUUGUGCUGUUUUGUUCACCUUUCACACUGACAUCAGUCCUGCUUGACCAAUGGAUGUUUGGCACUGUCAUGUGCCAUGUAAUGCCCUUCCUCCAGUGCGCCUCGGUUCUAGUUUCAACUUUGAUGUUAAUAUCCAUUGCUGCAGUCAGGUACCGUAUGAUAAAAUAUCCCCUUUCCAGCAGUUUAACACCAAAACAAGGCUAUUUCUUAAUACUGACCAUUUGGGCCUUCGGCUUUGCAAUUUGCUCCCCUCUGCCAGUAUUCCACAAAAUAGUGGACCUCAGCAAAACUCUGAAUUUAGAGGCACUGGAGAACAGGCUUUUGUGUAUUGAGUCAUGGCCUUCCGACUCGUACAGAAUUGCCUUUACCAUAGCUUUAUUGUUCAUGCAGUACAUACUGCCACUGGCAUGUUUAACUGCUAGCCACACCAGUGUCUGCAGGAGCAUAGGGUCCAGGCUGUCAAACAAGGAAAACAAGUUUGAAGAAAAGGAGAUGAUAAACCUAACUCUUCAUCCCUCUAAGAGUACCAGCACACAGGUGCAGCCCUCUGGCCAUUCUAGAUGGAGAUGUGCAUUUGGCAGAAAGCACCACAGAAGAUACAGUAGAAAGCUUUCAAGUGUGAUGCCAGCUAUUUCAAGGCAUCAUCAGGAUACUCAUUCCAGAGACAUCCCAGAAAGCUCUGGCACAGAAAAAAGCCAGCUCUCAUCCUCUAGUAAAUUCAUCCCUGGGAUACCUAUCUGUUUUGAGAUGAAACCAGAAGAAAAUACAGAGAUCCAGAGCACGAUUAUGGUAUCCCGAUCCAUUGUCAGAAUUAAGACAAGAUCUAGGAGAGUUUUUUGCAGAUUGACAGUGCUAAUCCUAGUUUUUGGUUUCAGUUGGAUGCCUCUUCACCUUUUCCACAUUGUGACGGAUUUUAAUGCCACUCUCAUUUCUAACAGACAUUUUAAAUUAGUGUAUUGCAUAUGCCAUUUGCUGGGUAUGAUGUCCUGCUGCUUGAAUCCCAUCCUCUAUGGGUUUCUUAACAACAGCAUAAAGGCUGAUUUAAUGUCCCUUAUUCCAUGCUGCCAAAUACCAUGAUUUUAUGUGCCCCAAGAUAAUAUCAAACAAACAAGUCUGGCUUUCAAGCCUACUGACGUGUAGCUGUAAAAGCUGUAAUAGUUUAGUUUAGUUAGUCUGACAUGGUUGUAAUUAGUAGCAUUUUGUGCCAAAGGAUAGUUCUAAGGCUGCAUGUAUUUCUUGCAUUGGGCAGAAAUAUAUACAUAUGUUAUAAUAUUCUUCUAUCUGUUAACACACAGGAAAUCCUGCCAAGUGUACCAAAGCAGUGUACCAUUUUCAUUACCUGAAAUAUUGGCAAUCUGUACUUUGGAAUGAUACAGAAUAUUUAAUGAGUAAUAAAUGUGAGACAGACAACUUGGACAUAUUAACUGUCAUAAAACUAUAAUAAAAUGCAUACCAUUUCCUAAAUAA
Messenger RNA from Pezoporus occidentalis (night parrot), 2129 nucleotides. RefSeq names its product neuropeptide Y receptor Y5 (gene NPY5R). The record is from RefSeq and is a predicted model, not a curated record. Gene Ontology annotation, cellular component: neuron projection; plasma membrane. NCBI's taxonomy places the organism in Eukaryota, Metazoa, Chordata, Aves, Psittaciformes, Psittacidae. Bases 408 to 1739 code for a protein of 443 amino acids. Gene Ontology annotation, molecular function: pancreatic polypeptide receptor activity; neuropeptide binding; peptide YY receptor activity. Gene Ontology annotation, biological process: chemical synaptic transmission; G protein-coupled receptor signaling pathway. The transcript has 2 exons.